Molecule: messenger RNA, 15319 nt
Organism: Musca domestica (house fly)
Lineage: Eukaryota; Metazoa; Arthropoda; Insecta; Diptera; Muscidae
Gene: rno
Product: PHD finger protein rhinoceros
Exons: 9
Coding region: 1540-14262 (4240 amino acids)
Biological process (GO): regulation of transcription by RNA polymerase II
Source: RefSeq, a predicted model, not a curated record
UAAUAAUGGCGACGACUGCAAAGACGUCUUGUAAAUAUUAAACAAGAAAAAAGUGUUUUUAAAGUGAAAAUUAAUAAAAAUUUCGUGUAAAAAUCGAAAGAAUAACAAUUUCUCUCAAUGCCCUAUCGAUGAAAUACAUGGAUGUUCGAGGGUAUUCACUAAAAAACAUAAAAAUUACGGCGGCAAAAGUUUUUCUUGUCUUUUCGUGGUAAAUUUUUUUUUGGGUAGAAAGAAAGAAAAAAUGUAAAGAAACGUCGAUAAUAAAAAGAAUAAAGACCACACAAAAAAAGGAAAAAAAAUCAAAUCUCAAGUAAUUACAGAGAAAAAAAGAUUGCAAUACACACAACUGGCGAAAAGAAUAUACAAAUUAUGAAAAAAUAUGCAAAAAGAAUUGACAAAAAAUAAAAAAGAAAAUAACACACAGAAAUGGUAUGAAUGGUCGGUUCGGUUGGUCGGUCUGUCGGUCAGCAGCCGCAGAAAGAGGAACGGAACGAGUGAGUGUUUUGGUGUAUGAUGAUGAUGAGUGCGAGCGUGUGUGUGCGAUGAUGUUGUUAACUAUCGGCUUUGCUGCCAGUCGUCUCCUCGAAUGUGUGUUGUUGUUGUAUAUGGAAGUGAAGUGAGUGUGUAAGGAAGGAAAAAUCAUCGGAAGAGAGGUGGCUAACUGGCGGCGGCUGGUUGGUAGCACUUGCAAUGAAAAGCAGCUAAGAAUUAUAAAUUUUUCCAAAAGGAAUUGUAAUGCCUUGAACGAAAAGAACAUUUUUUUUGACGUCUUAAGAAGAAACACAUAAAUAUUAUUAGAAUCUGAAGCACACGCCUUUGCGCACAAUUGCACCGUCAAAUGAAACAACCACCUUACAGCAGAAGCAGCAGCAGCAAAUCGCAUCAAUAAUCAAACUAACCAACCAACCAACCAAUCUUAACUAAACCCGUCAAAAGUAAUUAUAAUUCCACAACAACAUAAAAGAAGACGAAAAACGAAAAACACAAGUGAAGAAGAACGAAAUACUCCAAAAAAAACCAAGUAUUAAUUUCUUUGGCAUUAAUAACAUUGGAAUUUGACAUACUCACAAAGACUCUACGAGCUUUAUGUCAAUGCCGUGUGUGCGGGUGCAUAGCAUUGAACUCUCCCCCCAAAUUGACUCCCUCCCUCCUGCUAUUCUCAACGACUUGAUGAUAUUUGAUGUUGACCCAAUCUUCUUUAUAAAUAUGUAGACAUUAAGCAAUAUUAACUCUAAAAUAAACAAAAAAAUAUAUAACAUAAAAUAACCAAUCAACAAUCUAUAUAUCACAAGAAGAAAAACAAAAUCAAGAAGAAGCAGAAGCAGCCCAGGAGUUGGAGUGGAGUAUUACAAUCUGACCAACUUUUUCUAAGCUCUCACACACACACAUACACAAACUACAAACAUUACUUUGUGGUCGAUUUUUGCUUAGGCGAAAAGCAAACAGAAGCAAGAAACAAUAUUAAUAAUUUUAUUAAGGAAAGGAAACAACGAAGAAGUCACAAUACAUGUGUUUGCCGCUGUUUAAAUCACUGGAAUUAUGUCACAAAGAGGUAAACGCGGCAAUCAUUUGCAUCAUCCAAGACUUGAUGUUGAACCACAGCCACCACCCACAAAAAGACGUAAAGGGCGGCCACCCAAUAGUGGUGGCGGCGGUGGUGGUGGAGGUGUUGUGGCUGGCAGUAGUGGCAGCAAUGUUGGUGGCGGUGGUAGUGGUGGCGGCCCUGGUGGGCACGGACUUAUCCCGCCAACCUAUAAUCCUGCCUUCAAUGCUGGUGGCAGUACCAGCUGUAAUAGUGCAUUAAUAUCAAGCAAUACAACAACCAAUACCACACAAAUUGAUACCGACAAUCCAACAGCAGCAACAGCCAAAGCACAUGCUUCAACAUCAAGCGCAUCAGCAGCAGCAGGUGGUGUUGAUGAUUCAGCCAUGUGUUCCACAAGCUCUAAAGCAAUGGGGGCCAUACAAGCCGGUUGUUCAUCAUCGGCCGCAGCGUGGCAGGCAAGAUCGGUGUCUGACAUUAAAAUGUCUAGUAUAUAUAAUCGGAGUUCAACCGAAGCACCAGCAGAGCUUUAUCGCAAGGAUCUCAUAAGCGCAAUGAAAUUACCAGAUUCUGAACAACUGGCCAACUAUGAAUAUCUAGUGGUAACCGAUCAAUGGAAACAAGAAUGGGAACGUGGUGUUCAAGUACCAGUUAACCCAGAUUCCUUGCCUGAACCGUAUGUUGAAGUGUUGACUGAACCUAUAGUGCCACCCGCUCAUGACUUUAAACUUCCAAAAAACCGCUUCCUGCGCAUAACCAAAGACGAUGCUUACUCAACGGAGUUACAUUAUCUAACAAAUGUUGUUGCUUUAGCUGAAAAUUCCUGCUCCUAUGACAUUGAUCAAGUCGAUGAAUCAUGGCUUAAAUUAUACAAUGCCGAUCGUGCACAAUAUGGUGCUCCCUUUGCCAUAAGUGAAACUCAAUUUGAGCGUGUUAUCGAAGAACUGGAGGUUCGAUGUUGGGAACAAAUUCAGGUUAUAUUAAAGAAUGAAGAGGGUUUGGGUAUUGAAUAUGAUGAAAAUGUCAUAUGCGAUGUUUGUCGAUCUCCUGAUUCGGAGGAAGCUAAUGAAAUGGUUUUCUGUGAUAACUGCAAUAUUUGUGUGCAUCAGGCUUGUUAUGGCAUAACAGCCAUACCAUCGGGCCAAUGGCUAUGUCGAACCUGUUCGAUGGGCAUUAAACCGGACUGUGUAUUAUGUCCGAACAAAGGAGGUGCAAUGAAAUCAACAAAAUCGGGCAAACAUUGGGCGCAUGUUUCUUGCGCCCUUUGGAUACCAGAAGUCAGUAUUGGGUGUGUUGAUCGUAUGGAACCCAUAACGAAAAUAUCCAGCAUUCCACAAAGCAGAUGGUCUUUGGUGUGCGUACUGUGUCGAGGCCGAGUGGGCGCCUGUAUACAGUGUUCGGUGAAGACCUGUAAGACGGCAUAUCAUGUUACAUGUGCUUUUCAACAUGGCCUGGAAAUGCGGGCCAUCAUUGAGGAGGGUAACGCAGAAGAUGGCGUUAAAUUGCGUUCAUAUUGUCACAAACACAGUGUUAGCAAGGGUAAAAAGGAGGCCAACAAGGGCAGCUCAAGCAGUGGAAACUGUAAAAACAAAUUGGGCAAUAGCAAUGGUGGUUCGGGCACAGAAGAUGAUGAUUGUCGAAGGCGUAAGAGUCGUAAAUCGGAUAUGACCUCAGAAGAACGCAAUCAGGUCCGAGCAAGAAGAUUACAGGAGGUUGAAUCGGAAUUUGACAAACAUGUCAAUAUUAAGGAUAUCAGCUGCCAUCUCUUCGAUGUCGACGACGAAGCAAUUGAAGCCAUCUACAAUUACUGGAAGUUGAAGAGGAAAUCUCGAAAUAAUCGUGCCCUCAUACCGCCCAAGUCAGAAGAUGUUGAAAUGAUUGCCCGCAAACAGGAACAACAGGACAUUGAAAAUCACAAAUUAGUUGUCCAUCUGCGCCAAGACUUGGAGCGUGUACGUAAUCUUUGUUACAUGGUUAGUCGACGUGAGAAACUUUCUCGCUCUCUGUUCAAAUUACGGGAACAAGUUUUCUACAAACAAAUCUCGGUGCUAACUGAGGAUAAUCAAAGGGCACGCGACCAGAACGAGCCAAGUGAUGAACAAUUUAAGAAUGCUGUCAUUUAUGCAAAUGACGGACCAACGCUUUAUGAUCGCUUCUAUUCUUCCGGUGAUCGUAGUAAACACCAGAACACACAGUACCAAAGCUUAGAAUAUAUUCUGGAGAAACUGCUGGGCAAUGCAACCACAAAUAAGAAUGGACCAAAAAGUUCGAACAAAACGUCGUCGACGGCGACGACGUCAACGUCACAGCAUAGUAGAGCUUCCACUUCGCCGACAAAGCGUUUAAAUAAGUCAUCAUCAGGUGCGAGUACCUCAGGAACAACAUCAACAUCAACUGCGCAACAAAAUUCCUCCUCUGUAACGGCGUCAACAUCAACAUCAGCGUCAGCAUCAACGACGAAAUCGCCUGCCAACAAAAAAGUUAACAAUGGUGCUGUAUCGGUGGGGGCAAAGGCUUCAACAAAUAUUCCAACAGCAGGAGAGAAAGGUUCGCUUAACACAAACAACAGGCGGCGCAGCUCUACCGGCCUUGAUAAAACCUCAAAACCAGCAGCAUCAAAUAUCACAUCUGGAGGCUCCAGUACGCGGCCCCGUCUAAGCAAUACCAGAACUCCAACAAAAUCUAGCAAGCAAUCUGCCUCCAAAAGCUCCGAUGAUAGUUCCAGUUCUUCGGGUAGUUCAUCAUCAGAUGACGACGAUGAUUCCUCUUCCGACAAUGGUUCGUCGUCGGGUAGCGGCAGUUCUUCUGGAUCUGAAAGUGCUACAAGUUCAACAGAAUCCGCCACAUCAUCUUCAAGUUGUGAUGAGAAAUCGCCCCGGGCUGGUGGCAAAUCAUCAGCUCCAAAGAAGGUGCUGCAAAAUAAACGUGAAAGCUAUACACGUUCGCUGGAAAUGAGAGCCAAACAAAGAAGAAAGAGUACGGCAGCUCCAGAAACUGUGACGCCGCAUGAAUCUAAGGAAAAUAAGUCCGGCAAUGCCGCUGGGGCUACGUCGGUACCAGCCAAUACAAAAGCCAAUCGCAGUGGUGAGGGUAAAACUUCUUCUGAUAUAACAACCGUGCUUUCCAGUUCCAGCGAUGUGGAGAAUGAAGCUGAGACGGCCAAGAAAAAUAAAUCAUCAUCGUCAGUACCUGUCAACAAUAAAUCACAACAACAACAACAACAAACAGAUAAAAACCAAACAGGAGCGGUACAACCAUCUGCUGCGUUGAACAACAAGACGCCAGCAACAAGUCGAACAAAAAAGGAACAAGAAGACGAGGCCAAUUCGUCGUCCACCUCAUCUUCGUCGGCGUCCUCGUCAAGUGAUGAAAGUCUGGAGUUAAUACCUGCUAAGAAGAAUAGGAAAGCAUUGGCCGCUCCUAGUUCCACUGCUGGAAAUGAAAGUGGCGCACAACAAAAAUCCAGAAAUCCCGGCAACCGCAAAGCCAUUGAGCAAAUCUAUUCAGAUUCCGAUGACAGCUCUUUGGGGUCGUCUGACAACAACAAGGACAAGGAGGAGGAACGCACAGCCGAGAGUAAUGUUAGCGAUUCUCAGAAUCAGCAAACGAUACGAACGAAGGCGGCAAUGAAGGAGUUUACACUGCAACAACAAACUUGUGCUAAAAUACAGAAAGACAGCAAUGCCACAUUAACAACGGCGAAAUCUGCGACGAAAAGCACAACAAGUGCUGCAUCCAAAGGCAAGGACAAAGGUGAAAAAUCGUCCUCCUCCACGACGGAGGGCAAUAAACGAACUAGCACUUCUUCCUUGGAUAUGGAAAAACAACUUAAGUUUCCGGCCGAUUUACUGGUUGUGCCUCAGCGGCAAGCGGCAAAGAAGGCAUCGGAAAACAUGCGUUCCACAGGUGCUGUGGUGGCAGCGUCUUCCUCAAGUUCGAUAUCAUCCAGUGCGAGCAGUCAACAGCGUGACUCAUCGUCGGAUCUAAAGUCGCGUGAUGUAAGUGCCAAAACGCAACGUGGCGGUGGUAGUGAUGUUCCGAAAUCCUCAUCGGAUGAUAAAGCGGACAAAUCUAAGGGGGGCAGUGCCAGUAGAACGGAUGAAAAACCAAGUGCCAAUAAACGUGGUCGUCCUCCAAAGAAUCUAAAAGACAAUGUGACGACGACGUUGUCGUCGAACGAUACUAACAAUACUAGUCAAUCAUCAACGUCCACAACCCGUGCAACAAAGGAUCAAUUAGCAGCAUCAACCAAAGUUGAAGCGGAGGCAAAGAAAAGCUCAUCCUCUUCCUCCUCCACUCCAGCAGCAGCAGCAACAGCAGUAAAUGAACCACAAAAUAGCGCCAAAUCAUCCCCAGCUACAGAAAAGGCAUCACAACCUCCCUCGCCGGCCCAGAAACCUGCAGCAGCAGCAAAUUCAACAACGAACGACACCAUCAAAUCGAAUAUUCUUGUCGCCUAUGUUCCACAACGGCAGGCGGCAAAGAAAGCUGCGGAACAGCUUAAGAAUAGCAUAAAGCCUUUGGUGACCAAUGCGGAUGUAUCAGCGACAACAUCAACGGCGGCAAUGGAAGAUAAGGACCGUUUGAGUAGCAGUGAAAAGGAUUCCAAAUUGAAAACACCAGAAAAUCGCCAAACCAAAUCCAUGCCAACGCGGCGAAUGUCAGUACGAGAUUCCACGCUUGCUGGCAAAGAAAAGCAGGACUCUUUAUCUGCUCUUUCAACGCCGUCAAAAACAAAAGACACAACGCCAACAAGGCUAGCGAGCAUUUCCCCCUCAGUGAAAACUCCAGCUGCCCCUCCCCCAGCAUCUCCUUCAGCAGUUUUAGUUCCUCCGGUAUCUAUUGGAGAAUUGCCUACAGAUUCAGUUGCAGCUAAAGCUCCCAUAUUGUCUCCAGCCACCCCUAACAAAACGAAUAAUAAUAACAGAAGGCGUUCCAAAGACGAGAACAUUAGUGCUAUACCUACCGUGCCACAAAGUACGGCAACAACGGCACCCGAGACACCAGCGACAGCAGCGACCGGGACGACGACGUCCAGUACAACUCCCAAACGUGUGCCAAGCCUGGAUAAAAAGCGAAAAAUUUCCGUUACAUCCAGUUCGGGCAGUGAUACAAGUUCCUCCUCUUCAUCUUCCGAUGGAAGUGAAGACAGUUCUAGCAAUACCGAUAGUAGUUAUACCACUUCCUCGUCAGAUGAUGAGGCCAGCGAACCUGAAGAAAAAGAAACGGCGUCUAAGCGACCGGCAGCAGCAGCAGCAGCAACCGCAACACCAACAGCAGUUUCGGCCAAACGGAAUCUUCGAAAGUCAUUGGACAGCAGGCAAACGGCGGCGGAAUCCAUUGCCACACCUGUGACGGCGGCUACAUUACCUCCACCUUCCACGCCCAAGUCAUCACCCAAAGUGUCACCACAAAAGCAGCUUAGACGUAAUACCAGCACGACAAGCACAAGUAGCCUGGCUACAAACAGCGGCGAUGAUCAGCAACUGUCGGACACAAAUACCAGCAGCAUACAGACGCGACGCAAAUCAGCUCUGCAGGAAGAGGAAAGGGCCCUUAAGCAGCUUAAUUUGGACAAGAAACUGGCAUCCGAUAUGAUGGCGGUGGCCAUGGAUACAAGUGCAGUACCAACAACACCAACAUCACCUUCCCUAAAGUCCAACGACUUGUCAUCAUCUUCGCCUUUGAAAACAGCAUCUUCAUCAACUCUAUCUAGUCCCUCCCCUGCCGUACAUGACCAUCCCAAACAAGAUGAGCUAUCUACACAGCCGGAGGCUCCAACGCCAACAACAACAGCAAAAUUAGCAGAUACGAGAACUUCGGAAACAUAUGAUACGCAAUUGGACCUAGUCCACGAUAAAAUCACAGAAUCCCAACAAACUGGAGCAAUGGAAUCGCUUAUAGAUAAACGUUCCGAGAAACCCAGCCAGUCAGUGACAGAAACUCCUCCUCCACCUCCCACAAAUCUAGCAGAAAAUGAUAUCGAAAUCAUUGAUAAAGAAAAGAAAGCUGAGCCAGAACAGAGCAUUGAUGAUGGACAGCAAAGGAACAGUCUUCUGGCGACGGACAAGGCUGCUGAUGAGAGCGGAAACACAAGAGGUGACAUACCUUCUGAAAGACCAACUGCUGCCAGCGUCGUUUGUUCCGACGAAUGUUCCGAGGUACCCAUGGACAUUGAUGAGGAGCUAACUACGGCUCCCACAAACACCGCCUUGCCACCAGGCGCUGCCAAUCGUUCACCCGCUAAACUUGAUGAUCUAGUCGAUUUAGAUGAUCGUCCGCCAGCCGCACCAAUGCCUGCCUCACCGCCACCUGCACACCACCACCUCCACCAUUCGUCGUCGUCAACAUCCUCAUCAUCUUCGACAGAUGAUGAAAUGUCCAAUGCCAGUGAUGAGGAAAAUAAAUCGCAACGCAAACGUAAAGUUCGCAACCGACGAAGGCGUACACGACCCGGCAGUCCGCCCAUGUUGGCCGAGGAAGAACAUACCCAUCAUACACAGCAUCUGUUGAACGAAAUGGAAUUGGUCAGGGCACUGGAAGAGGAGCGUAAAAAUGAAUUGGCUGCUGCCAAUGCCAAUAGUGCCAAGUAUUCAGCAUCUUCAUCUUCGCCGGCGGUUAUUGCGCCAGAGCCACCAGAAAUCAUAGAUCUGGAUUCAAAUUCCAAUUCGGCGGAAGGUGUAUCAGCAACGGCCACACCAAAAGAGUUGAUGCCCACAUCUGCAGAGACUGUGGCAAAAUCGGCGGUAGACACCCCACCCAAAGCAGCGGCCAGUUCUUUGGUGAUUCCUGAUGUAAAUCUGCUAAAAGAAUCUCAAAUUCCUCCAACACCUGUUUCCAAUGCCACACCAACAACACCGUCUGCUUUGUCAUUGCUGCAAACCUCCAAUCUGGACCUACCCACAACUAUCAACAACAACAAUGCCAACAACACACUGAAUCCAACGGUGGCAAACUCUGUCCUUGAAAGUGCCCACCACCCCAUUGUGGACACCAUACUCGAUUUGGAGGACAAUGCCCAAAAGAAACAACAAGACAAACCGCCCACACUUGGUUUCUCCGCCAAUGAUCUGCUUAACUUUGGCAGUCACAGCGUGGGCCAGGUGGGCGAAAGUCUGACAAGCCUCCUGACGGGAGGUGGCAAGGAAUUGACAGCCGAGGAUAGUAGCCAGGCCACAAUGAACCUAUUGGAAAAGCUAAGGAAAACCAAACGCAGUCGCAAUGAAGAUCCCAAAGAGCCAGAUCUCAUGUUGCCACCACCCACGCCAGCCAUACCAUCGGUGUUUCCCUUUCACAAUGCCGCUGAUCCUGAGGAUAUUAUUCAUGUGCAGAAAGAGAAUGCCUUGUCUGGUUUGGAUACACAUUUCCCAGAUGCUGGAGCACAGCAAACAGCGGCAGGCCCUCUGGACGGGGUAGCCGGCAAUAAUAUGCAACAGGUGAUUGGUUCCUCGCCAAAUACCGGUACACCAGGUGGGGUUAAUAAUUCGGCGGUUAUGUCUGCGGCAGCAUCCUCAAAUAAGGAUACGGGCCUAAGUCUAUUCGGAAGUUUAAGCACAAGUGUUCCGGAGGCCAAUACGCCUGGUCAAAUGCCGCAAUUACCUAGCAAUGCCUUGAAUUAUCUAGAGGGUAAUGGCAAUGAAUUGCAGCAACCACCAACACCGCAACAACAGCAGCAGCAGCAGAGGACACCUCAAAUGACUCCCAUAUCGCCCAUGCAACAACACACACCCACACAUCAUAUGCCUGGCCAGGCGGGCACCACUCCCAACUCAAAUUAUAAUCAACAACAAACACCACUUACACCCAACCAGCAGCAGCAACAACAGACUUCCUCCAAUGUGGCCGAGCUUACAUCGCUCAUGCAAAAGGAAUUGGCCUGUUCCACGCUUGGCAAAUCGCUGGGCAUUGAAAGUUUUGGACAAAAACAAUCCACUCAACAGCAGCAGCAACAACAACAGCAGUCAUCAAUACACAGUUCAAAUAGAAUGUCUUCCGGCUCAAAUUCUCUGACCACAGCUAGCGCGACGCCAGACUUUGUGGACUUACAUGCUGCCGCCACGGCAGCCGCUAAGGACAAUCUCGAUUUCACCAGCUCAGCAUCGGUGGGCAGCAACAAAUUGGUGGUGGACUGCGAUUUCGAUGAAAACACACGCAUGCAAUCACCCUACACCAUGCAGGGCACCCGUAUGUGGAAUGAAAAUGAUUUGAUAGCUGCCAGGCGUUCAACAUCCCCCAGUUCCGUUUCCGAAUCCAACGAUCAGGCUCCAACAUUAGAUUUACAGCAAACCUCUCAGCAGCAGCAGCACACACCGCUACAGCAGCAACAUCAAAUGUCUGGCAGCGGUGGUCACAUUCAGCAAAGUCCUCACAUGCAACAACAACAGCAACAGGGGGGUCCCAUUGGCCCCAAUAUGUUGCAAGGCAAUGCCAAUAACGCCAUGAACAAUGCCAUGCAGGGUGUAACCAAUUCCUCGCCAAAUUGUAAAAAUAGUUUCUUUAAUGCCCUCAAUAAUUUUGGCCUCGCAUCUACAAACUAUGGCCAACAACAACAGCAGCAGCAACAACAGCACUCCCAACAGCAGCAAUCACCCAUGGUUAAUGGCAUUGAUUCCAUGAUGUAUGGCCAGCAGGGAUACAAUACAACACCUGGCAGAACACCCACUAGUCAAACCACUCCACAGCAACAAAUGGCUACCAAUAUUCCAUCUGCUAGCCAACAGUAUAAUGGUUCCGUAACUGGAAUGUUUCAUGACAACACUGCCGCUGCGACGGCGGCCAACAUGUCAGGCAUGAAUCAAAUGCCGUUUGCUUCAGCCAAUAAUGCUGGUGUUAUGUAUCCCGCUGGACCGGGAACAGGUGCUCAACAACAGCAGCAGCAGCAACAGUCACGUCCUACCAAUGAUAUCUUCGGUACAGCAUCCAACACCACUGCAGCCCUUGGCCCAGCAAAUACUUCUGCCGGACAGUAUGGCGGGGCCGCUUUCACGUCUUCCACACAUAAUCUUGCCUUGACCGCAGCAAUUGUUGGAGUCUCGGGACCUGGUAGUCUACUCGAUCAUAAUUCGCCGCGUCAACAGCAGCAUCAUCACCAUCAUCAAAUGCAGGCAGCUGCUCAGCAGCAACAACAAUUCAAUCUAACAUCGCCCAGCAAUGUGAAUGUCGGUGUGCCGCCGGGGCCUUUUAAUAAUCUGCACAUGAACAGCUGUGGGCCGGAAGGUAUGCUUACGCCAAACCAACAGCAGCAGCAGCACCCAUCUUCCACUCAUACCACACCCACCAAGGGCGAUUCUCCCUCCAAGGGCAGUCGCUCAUCGUCCCGCUACAAUCAACAGGGUGCCCAACAACAGCAUCCACGGAACUCACAUAAAUCCCCACAAAUUGGUCAACACAAAUCGCCCGGCAAGUCACCGCGUCAAAUGGAAUUGUUGAGCAAACAAUUACAACAGCAGCAGCAGCAGCAGCAGCAGCAACAACAACAACAACAUGCCGCCCUGGGCCAGGAAUACUCGACAGCAAGCAGCACCACAACAAAAGCACCCAAAUAUGAUCUUAUGACCCAUACCUUGGCGGGUAAACCAAGGCAAAGGGCACCACGUGGUACGGGUGCCGGAUCGCGGGGUCGAGGUCGAGGAAGGGGCCGGGGUCGUGGCGCCAGCGUUGCCAAUUCCAUUAUACCCACAUUGCCAUUGACCAUGAACGAUUAUGUGAGCUCCGACAAUUUGGUUGGAACACCCUUUGAGUUCAGCUAUGAAGAGGAAAUGGCCACACCUGGUAUGGAAAAUCUACAAUCCCUACGAGAUCGUAGACGUUCAUUCGAUUGCCGCAAUGCCCACAAUACGGAUACCCAAAAAUAUCGUAGUCCUGGCUAUAAGGUUAGAGGUGGCAACAGCAGUAUUAUGCCGCCCGGAACAACGGGCAAUUCCCAGACAACUGUCCCAUCCGCCUCGAAUGCUAAUGCCACGGGCAAUGACACAUCAUCGUUGGUGAACUGUGGCAGCUCUUUGAAGAGCUCCAGCAACAGUUCCAAUCUGCACAGUAUAGUACCGCCCAUCAUGCCAGGACCUGUGGACAUGCGCACCUAUAAUCUUGCAUUCGAACCACAACAUUCCAGUGCCUCACAAGAAGCAUACAACAAGAAUUUGUUGGGAGCUUUUGAUUCGGGCACGGCUGAUCAGACAUUGUCGGAGUUUGACGAAGAAGACGAACGGGAAUUCCAAUCGGCUCUGCGGGCCACCGGAACCACAACAUCAAUGAACACACAGAAACCUGCGCCAAUAACAACCCCUGCCUCGACUGCCAAUACAGUUCCUGUUACAGCCUCAAACUCAUCCUUGCUUACUGGCAAUAACAGCAUGGAUUCCAAUAGCCUAAAGGCAACGGGAGGAGCAACAAUAACGGGUAACGUGUCGACGGCGGCGGCGGCAGCCCUCAGUCUCAUAGCCAACACCACCUAUACAGAAACAUUACAGACAUCAGCUAUUUGUGCUACAUCGGCCUCCUCUGUCGUCGCCUCAGCAGUGGGUGUGGGCUCUGGACUUGAACUGAGCAGCGGCAGCGUGAAUACCACCACCUCAAAUCUCACCUCGACCACAACUACCACCAUAUGUUCGGCGGAACUGGUCAACGAUUUGCAAACCUCAAUGGAAACCACCUCUGAAGAUGUGUCCAUAGACUCCGAUACCACCUUGACCACCAAAGCCUCAUUGUCCGAUGCCAAAAAUCAAUUGAAGUUGAAAAUUAAAGGUCCCCUGGCAUAUCCUGAUAUGUACAAUAGUUCCUCAACUCUGACCCAUUCCUCGACGGCAGCUCAGGCGAGUAUGAGCAAUGUCCAGUCCAUGGUGUCGGCCACCACGGUUAUAAGUGCCUCCGUUAGUGGCAGUGGCACCAACUCCCGUCGUAUGCGCAAGAAGGAACUGCUUAGUUUAUAUGUUGUGCAAAAGGACAAUAAUGGUGAUGAUUCCUCCUGCGGCCUGCCUCCAACCGACUCUAGUCUUAUGUCCAAUUCUAUGGAGGUGACACGCAAGACGGAUAGUGUUUGCAGCGAAGUGGAUGAAUACGGAUCGGAGGCAGCUGGAGGAAUGACCACGACGGCUACGUCUAGUAAGAGAUUUAAGAAAACAUCUAGUCGGGAAUUACGUUCCCUGGAUUCGAUGGCGGGCGAGGGUGAUUUAAAUUCGCUGGGCCUAUCAUCGGGAGUGGAUGGUCGUAGACGUAGUGCCUGCUCAUCGGGUAGCACAGAGAACAGUGGUAAAUCGGGGGCAGCGGGUAGUGCGGGUAAACGACGAGGCCGCAGCAAGACUGUCGAAGGAGCUGACGAGGAACCUGCUCCCAAGCUAAAGAUCAAAAUUCGAGGACUGGGCGGAGGCGACGGCAAUGUCAGUGCCACGGCCACAGUCGGUAGUUGUGAGACUAGUUUUAACAGCCACGAAGUCUCAAGGCGUUCCGUGGCCUGUCCACCCAAGAAACGACUCACCUCCAAUUACACGCCCACACUGGAGGCAUUGAUGCGCGACUCGAUGAACUAUCGUGAUCAGGUAAUGCAGGAGUUCGGCGGCGAUGAAGAGGAACGUAGCAGACGUUCGGCCAGUAAUGUUGGUGCCUUGAAGUCCUAUGCCGAAGUCAGUCCCCCACCGCCGGCCAAGAAGGCGAAAUCAUCAAAACCCAAAAAGGAUAAAAAGGAGAAGAAACGUCACAAAAAUCGGGGGGACACUGAUGACAAUGCCAGUCUCAUAUUCGGUGGCGGUCUCAACAGCAAUAGCAUGACCACAACACUGAUCGAGCAACCGAUUAGUGCCUCUCCAGGAGAUCCGCCAAAGUUGAUAUUGCGCAUCAAUAAACGUAAGGCCGAGUCCACAGCCACAGAUACCAGCCUCUCAUCACCGGCCACCGGGCUCAAUGCCGGCGGCCAGUCGGGUGCCGCCAAUCCAGUGGAUGAACCACCUGCAGCCCCCAUACGCCUUAAAUUGGCACGUGUUUCCGAUGGUGGAGUCUAUGUGAUCGGCGAUAAGAAACGUAAAAAAGGCAAGAAAAAUAUCUCCCCCGCCUCCACAGAAGAGCUGACAACAACCAACACCAACUCGAAUACCAGUUCAGCAAUGCACCAACCUAUGUCGUCGUCGUCGCACACAACCCUGGUCGUGCCGCAUACCAAUACCAGCACAGAUUUUGCCAAAUUCGCCGAGGAUGCCAAUGCAAGUGCCAGUAUGAAUUCACCGCAUGUGGCCACCUACAGUCAUUAUAGCAAUGAACCACCCGCCUCUUCACUGAUGUUGCGAGCCGAAUCGGAUGUGGCCAAAGAUUCGAGUACACCUUCGCCGUGUCUGGUGAUCGAUUCAUCGAAUACGGCAAGUUCCAUGCAUGAUCCGAAUGGACCUAACAUGGAUGCCAAUAGAUCGCCGGUCAUUACGCCCACACCAAUGCAUCAAGGAUCAAUAUUGGCAGCUGCAGGUGGUGGGGGUGGUGCACAUUGCAAUGAUAAUAGCAAUAGUCAGUCAUCAUCGGCCCUUAGUAGUCAUACUCAUCUGAGCCAUUCAAAUUCCAAUUCAAUGAUGAGCAAUACAGCUGGUGGCAAAAAUCUGCAGCAGCAGCAUCAGCAUCACCACAGUAACAAUAACAGCAACAGUAACAACAGCGGUGGCAGUAGUAGUGGUGGUGGUGGCGGUAAUAGUUCCAAUGGUGGUGGUAUUAUAUCACUACCCAAGGACUGUGAGGUUAGAUGAUGAAGGCGUUAAAGGGUAACAGAUGACAGCCAGCCAACUAGCCCGGAAACCCAAAGUGCCCAUUAUGUGGAGGAACAAAUGAAGAACGAACCAACCAACAAAGCAACCAACCAACCGACCAACCAUCAUCGUCAUCGUCACUUAGAUGAAUUCUCUAUUCCAAAUUGUUAAUAUAUUUUAAGUCUUAGAAUAUUAGGCUCUAGAUGCCUAAACUAAAACAAAAAACACACACACAUACCCCCCCAUGUAUAUAAAACAUAGAAUUGUGAAAUGAAACCCCCACCCCAAUCCAUAAGAAAAACUCCUUCUGCCUCGCCCUAUGCGUCCCCUCGCCCAUCCACCCUGCCUGCCCAAAGGUAUGAGAGUGAUGUGUUGUUUUGUAUAAAUUAUUUUGAUAUUGUUUUUUAAUUAAUUUAUUUUUGUUUCAAAUGUUGUUGUGUGUAUGAGAGAUAGAGAGAGAAAAAAAAGAAAAGGAUUGUGUGGAAUUGAAAAUAUAUAUAUAUAUAUUUCUUAUUAAUUUUUAAAUUAUGAUCAUUAUAGAUGCCAGGAAAGUGUGCUUAAUUUUGAGACAUUUUGAUUUUUGAAAACAUCAUCAUUUUAUGGUGGGUUAAAAAUGCUUCAUUUAUUUUUCCCCUACAACUUAAAAUUGAGGAUUGAAAAAAAGAAGAAAGUAGUUUUUGUUGUCCUUUUUUUUAAAUUGAGAUCUUUGUCGAAACUGAGCAUAGCUUUACUUUGUGUAUUUAUAAUGAUUUGUAUCCCUAUUUUUUUUUAUUAGAAGUGAACUCAAGAUUAUAUAUAAGAAUUGCAUUUGAUGCAAUGUUUUCUUUAUUAUUAUUUUUAUUUUUCUAAUUUAAAUCAGCUACAAUGUAAAAAUAAUACUGAAUUUAUUUUUAAGGUUUUAUUCGGAGGACUGUACAAAGAUGAUUUUAAUUUUUAGACAACUUUUGAACAUUUUUUUUAAAACUGUAUUCUAAUGAUUUAGUGCAAUUAUAGUAAUGAUAUAAUAAAUUGAAACAAAUGUGUAUUUGUUUAUUUUAAAAAGAAAUAAUAAUUGAAA